UGUGUUACAGAAGAUUACAGAACUAUUUUGUAGAUCGAAUGUGUUAUUUAACAUUGAACUUUUAUAUGAUAUAUUAGCCUACCACAAACUUGAAUAUGUAUUCCAGAAAAUUGAAUUAGAAGUUAGAGUUAAAAAUACAGGUUAAAAGCACUAGAGAGAAAAAUAGAUUUGUUUGAUAUUCCCUUAAAUUUUGAGAGGCGCGGUGUCGGUAGCGUCAUCAUCGAAUUGUGUUGGUGCGCAUUAGUUCUGUAUGCGAGGUGUACACUGAUAGUCCGUAUUGAAAGAAGACGACAAACAUUUAAAGUUGACAAUGGGCAGCGAGUGAAUGUGAAAGUCCAAACUUACCCAGAGACUCAGGGCGUCAACGGGAUUUCUGCCCUCAAGAGGCUCUGCAGAUGGAGUCAGGCUCAGGUGAUCAGGGGGCCCAGGGCCCUCAGGGGCCGGCCAGGACCGGGCAGCAUGUCACUGAGGACAAGGAGCACCUGGUUGAGACCUCCACCACAGACGAUGUUUUGAUCAAGAGACCAAGGACCCGAGGAGAGCUCCCUGUGAAUCCAGACACAUCAGCACAAGGAGAGACUCCCGGGAAGACUGGAAAUGAGAAGACGAAAAGAAGGAGAAACAACAGGAGAAGAAAGAGAGUAGGAGGAGUCCACAGCAGCGUGGUCCCAGCUCAAAUCACCGUGGAAACGGGAGAGAUGAACGAUCGAGGGACAUCAACCAAUCAAGACCAGGAAACGAUGGACCUGCAGACACAAAGCCAACAAGAACACAACCAGGCUGCUACCAGUCUGCCUCGGCCCCGAAGCGACCCCAGCCACCUUCAGACAACUGAGACGAAACAAGCAAGCCCCAGAAAAGUGCAGAAGGUGCAAGUUCAAACCCAGACAAAGAAGACUAAACGCAGGAGCAGGCAAACCCAGACCCCCGUCGUUACUCAGAACACACAGCAGACACAGACGGACUCUUGUGAAACCGGCCAAUCACAACCGGGCGGCCCCUCUGACACGACCCCAGACCAAGACGACGGCACUGACCCUAGCCAGCCAAAGCAAAACAACGGCAAUGACUCCACUCUGACGAAACAAGAUGGCCACCCUGACGCUAACACUCAGCCAGCAGGUGCACCGACGGCUGGCGAAGCCAGAGGCGACAGUGAAGGAGCAGUGGCAGAACCGCCCACAAGUCAGAAUCCAGACAAGCAGGAAAAGAAGGACCCGCCUUCCGUAGAAGGCCGAGACGCUGCCCGGAACCAAGAGGGAAAGAAACCCAUGUCCUAUGCUUCGGCCUUAACGGGAAAGAAUGCCGAGAGUGAGAAGACAUCGAAGACUGAGUCUUCCAAGGAUGGGGAUCAACACAGAACGACAUCCCAGAGCAGAGGAGGCCGGGAGUGUUCCCCAGUGAGGAGUCCACCUGGGGUCCCCAUGUUCACCUUCUAUGCCUACGCUGUGCUGGACAAAAGGUUCAAGUUCAAUCAAGAACAUGACAAGCUGUGGCUAUGGAUUGAGAAUGAACAUUUACAGCUGGAAAUUAUUACUUUUGUAGGCUUGCAUGACCAGUCAGGCUAUCUAUUGGAAACAAGACUUUCUAUUCAGGAAAGCUUAAUAACCAGAGGACAAUCUUUGACUUAUCAAUAUUACAUGCAGCAACGACAGAAAGAGAUUUUCGAGUUAGCUACCAGACAAAUUCAGAUUCCAUUUGAUCCACUAAUAAAUGAAUUGCACCUUUAUGAAGGUCAUAUUAAUCGCAUGGAAUCAUGGUCUUUACGAGGGUUUUGGGAAAGCUGGACAAAACCGAAACAGCAGCAAAUCUCUGAUGCCUGGCUGAAGACUGCUGGUGUGCUACUGGACAAAACAUUCGACAAAUGGGAUCCCUUCUGCAAGGGCAGCACUGAGACCUUGGCUCAGAACUUGGCAAAUUUUCAGAAAACUUUAAACCCAAUGCAUCCAAGAGUGUUUUAUCCAGAUAAUACAAACCCUCCAUAUGUGAAGGUGUCAGAGCUGAUCUCAGAGCGUUUGUUGCAGCUCUUGAUGGGAGCAUCCCAUCCAGCAAAGAGCUGGAUCGCUAGAAACCCUCUUGUACUUGGCUUGUCUGUAUUCAUGCUCUCCAGGAAAUGUGACAUAAACCUUGGAGUGAAAGGUUGGGCAGAGCUUAGCUGUUUGGUGUCCUCAGGUAAUGCGUUGGACAACAAAAACAUCGAAGGCUUGCACCAUGUCUUCACAGCCCCACAACAUACUGUGCUGGGUCUGAUGAACUACUGUGCACAGCAGACGGUAUCAGAGCUGCCUCUUCUGGUUCCUCUACUGCACACGCUCAGACAGGCUGGUGCAGAUGCCGACAGACUUGCUCCUACUGUAGAGGAGCAGAACUGGUCAGGACUGGAUCGGGUUCCGUUCAGCACGUUCAGGGAAAGGGUGCGCGGUUUUCCUGACAAAAGAAGAAUGAUGAUGACUUUGAUCCAGAGUCACAUCUCUCUGGCUAAAGAGAUGCCUCUGGUCUUGGUGAGCUGGCUGUCUAUGGUGGCUCUUGAGGACGUUAAAGAAUUCUCCAUAUCGACAGGAACCUCUCCAGAGAACCUGAUCCAGACCCUGAUGUACAGGCUUCGCAAGUAUGAUGAGGACACAGACCAGAACAAAUCACAACAGAAUGUGGAGGCCAUUGAGAAGAUCCUGAGGCAUAUUCUGGAGAAAGUUGAGAAAGACAAGAAGAGAUUACUGGAUUCUGGAUGUGUUCAGCCCAUCCUACUGUGUUGCCUUAAUGUUCUGAAGAGCACUUGUCGAAUGGUGCGACUGGUGCAGUUUUACCGCACAGCUGUGCUGUCCUACCAGCUUUUCCUGAAAGUGGCCGAAAUUCAUGAUGCUCUUGCAAAAAAGGUACAGGAUACGGAGGAGGACAGGCCUGAGCGGACCAAGCUGGGGAAGGUGCAGCAACAUGUUAGCCAGUUCAGAGAUGGACUUCUUUACCAUCCCCUGCUGAAGCAGUCCAAAACACUCUCCUACCCCAAAGAAAUUGAGAUGUGGGAUGCAUUGUUGCGGGUGGAGUGCUCUGUACCGGGCGUGUCCGCUCAGUGGGAGUCCUGCAUAGAGAAGGACCUGAAGAAGAGGAUCUCCAUGUCCAGCGAUGUGGACCAAGUGGUGGUGAGCUGCCUUCCGACAUCAGCAGAGACCUUAAACAAGAGCCAUGAGCUCAUCCAGACAUGCUUCCAGGAGCUGUGUCACACUGCCAUCAAGAACAUCUGCCAGGCUGGUAAAGAGGGAGACCUGAUGCAGACGUUGUUCGGCCUGUCACACAAGCUUCCCUCCAAAGUCCUGUCCUCCAUCGUGGUUGAGUCCGCAGCACGAUUUGAACAAAGUACCGUGGAACAGUUGCUGAACCCUCAGUCUACUGUCAACCACCUUCUUUCACAAGGUGACUGGAAGGACAUCCAGGUGGAUGAAGAAGCUGGUAAGGUGAUUGCUGUCUGUCAGGGGGACCUGGGGACCCUGGUGGAAGCUCUAUGUCAGGGAGAUGUACCCCUUCAACACCUGCAAACUGUACUAAAGCACAGACAACAGUUUAUAAAGAUCUUUCUCCAGUAUAAGAUAAACACCAAGGUAGAGGGGCUUCCUGUGAAGGCAGAGGGACUGUUGGCCCAGAGAGAAAAAGACUUCAAGAAAUUCAUGGAGCAAAGAAACCACAUGGACACUCUUAUCAAGAUGAUGAAGAAGGUGUCAGAGAGCAUAACAGUUCCUGAGAUCUCCACACUUGAGGAGCAACACAGAGCAGAUCUCCAGUCAGUGAGCUUGGAUAAGCUAGUGUCAGUCCAAGCCUACGGUGUGGAAGAGGCACCAGGAACCUUGGACCUGGUUCUUUGGUACAGUGCUAGCUUGGAGGUUCUGGACAUGGCCAGAGAGAUGCAUGAGGUCCGUGACAGCAACCUGCUGCUGUCUUCCUGGGUGGGCGGGGCUGCGGAAUGGGCCUCGGCACAAGGCAGCAUCUCCACACCUGUGUCGGCGACCCUCGCGCAAGUCUGCCGUGCGAUCUGGAGCCCUCGACUGACGAAAUUCUGUCAGCUAGGCUUCAGGAUAGCUUCUGCAUCGGUCACGUUUGAGGAGCUAGACCAGGCCCUGAAUACCAUGGGGGACCAGGGAGAAGGGGUGCAGAUGAAGAGGGAGUUGCGCCUGAUGUCUGCCAGGCUUGAUGGGUAUCAGCAGUUAGAGGACGGCUGGGUGGAGACCAGGCUCCAUCAGAUCCAGGAGUACCGGCAGCUCCACCAUGCUGCAGCCUCGGCCAGCGCAGUUCUCAAGAUAGUCAAUCAAUUGCAGCUGAAGGGAGACUUCAGUGAGAUUCACUGCCUCACACAACUGAAGCAACAAUCAUUCAAGCAGAGGGUCUUGGGGUCACUCACUAAAGACCUCGACCGUGCAAAGCGGCAGCUGUCCACAGUUACACCUCGACACACAGAAUGCCUGGAGGUGUUUCUAGAAUGCCACACGCUAGUCAGCUGGGUGAAGGACAAGAAUAUAAGAGAUGUGAAGGUCUUUGUGGACUUGGCCUUCAUCUCAGCUGGGGAGAACGACGCAGACAUAGAUAGAGUGGCCUGCUUCCAUGCUGCGGUGAUGGGAUUCAGUCCUUUACUAUAUUCCCUCUCCUCCACUGCCGACUUCAAAGAAUUCAUGACCUGUGCCGGGCAGGUGUGGGACACCCUACGCAGGGAUGAGACACUGCCAGACAAACUGAGGGACUCCACUCGUUGCCUGGAUUGGCUGAAAGAGUUGAGCCAGACCCACGGUUCAGUGGAGCAAUCGUCUCUCGCCCUGGCUACGGCGAUCAAUGCCCAGGGGGUGUACCACAUAAGCUGGUCAGAGAAACCCACAGAGAAGAGAUGUCUGCAGAGCUUUCUCUGGGUCAGAGUAAAGAAGGAUAAUGCUUAUAAAGAUCACAGCUUGGAGGAGUUACUGGAACUGCAGAACAAGCUAAUGCUCCUGUCUUCCAAAGGAGAGCAUGGCAAGGAACAAGUCAACAGGUUCACCCAGGUGUUUGAGGGUGUCCAGAGACUGAGUUCCAUCCUCCUCCAAAUGCAGUCUUCGGGCAACAUGCUUUUUCGCGAGUGGCGUGCAGAGAUCCAGUGUAGCGAACAGAUCCAGCCGUGCAUCCGAGUGAGCUUCUCGUCCUUGCAGGGUAAAGAAAUGGUGUACCACGGAGAGGUGACAGAGCAGCUGCAGGGGCUGUGUCGCUCCAUGGAGAUCUGCCAUAAGGAGUGGUGUGCUUUCCUCAGAGAGAGGCGCUCCGAGUUCCACUCCCUGAACCACUACACCUCAGAACAGGUGCUCUACCUGUGCCAAUGGAUCUACAAGAUAUGCACUCGACAGGUCUCAGUUCCUCAGCAGGUGUGGCACCUGUUGUCUCCCAUCAAACCUGCGUGCACCCUGAAGGAUCUCAGGGAGGCGGUGGCCCAAGAGACCAACUUAUUUUCUAAAGCCCUCACUCCGGCAGAUUGGGAAGAUGAACACUACGAGGAGCCUGAUGACGAGGAUGAAGUUACGGAGAUGAUCGAAUUCUCCUCAGACAGUGAAGAAGAUGGGAUGGAUCGUCAUGGCGUUGACCUCUCACCUGUGACACACAGGGAGCGCACGGAUGAGGAUGUGCAGGAUAGUGUGGAGGCUCUCUGGAGAUGCUUUAAAGACGACAUGCCAAGAUUCCUCAAAGAACUUCUGGACAUUUCCACCCUGGCACGUGUCCUCUCGUGCCUCUCAGACAUGAACCAGCAGCACAUCAAACGGAAGCUGCCGCUUGCACUUCAGGAAGGGAAGCCCAACCUGGUUCUCUGUCCAGUUGCAGAGGCUUUAAGUACCACUUUAUCAUUUUACUUAGAGAGCCCGGAGAAGCCAAUGCCCUCUACUGAUGAGGUGCUGGUUUGCCAAAACGAGACCACAGAGGAGCAGGUGGAGAUCUUCCUCCGUCGGGCCCUGGGACAAGGUGUCACAUGCAACCAGCAGAGGAUCUACACGCUUGUGAACCCGGGGCUGCUGGGCUAUGAUGUCAGUGUGGCUCUAGGGGAGCAUUUUGAGACCCUGGAAAGAAGCGCUGGAGCUCAUUACCGCCUGGUGAUAGUCAGCCCAGUGAUGCACCAGCACACUUACGUCCCAUCAUUCUUCAGCAACCACAAAGUGCAGGCAGGAGUUGUCUUAACCACAGAAGAUGCCAAAAGAUAUCUUCAUCACCACUUUACUGUUCAGGUGCGGCACAGCUCUGCUCCACUUGCGUAUCCAGGCAACCUGUCCGUCUGGGUGGUGUCAUCUACCCGCCCCUCAGUUGGAAAAUCCCUUUAUGUUGAGCGUCUUUUUGAGAAAUUCAGGCAGAGAUCUACAAACGCCCGGCACAUUAGAAUCCGUCUGAUAGAGCCGCAGAUCGACCUGGACUCUUUCCUGAAAACCCUGUCAGAGAGACUGGCUCCUCUGAGAGAACAGGACCCUGUCUUGCUACACAUUGAUACAGCUGCAGUUAGCUCUGGACUUGAGGAAUUCCUCUUUGCUCUCUUGGUGCUGGGCUGUUUGCAUGAUAGCCAGGGAAUGUUGUGGAGGAGAAAUUCAGCACACCUCAUUGUUGUUGAGACUUUGAGACCAACUCUUCAUACUCAAUCACAAAAAAAUGAGAUGAGAAUCGGACUUCUUGACAUUUUACCCACCAUUCAAUGCAGACCACCACUGGAGGUGAAAACCCUGUUGCUUUCUAAACGUGGCAACACGAGAACACACGAACCAUUGAUGGAUGAGCAGGAAUUUGCCAGUGAAGCAAUUCAGAGACCCUACCAAUUCCUAAAGCGCUACAACAGGAAUGAGAACCUUGAUCAUUUUAAGUAUCCUGAAGGAUCCAGAGAGGGAGAUCCAAUUGACUGUCUGCAUCACCUUUUGGCAAACUGUGCAAUGAAAGAUCCCUCUUGGGCUGAAUUGAAGAACUUCACCUGGUUCCUCAACCUGCAGCUGAAAAACUGCGAAGAUUCAAUAUUCUGUGACCCUGACUUCCUUGCUGAUCAUCUACCAGGUUUCAAGAACUUCAUCGUCAAGUUCAUGAUUGAAAUGGCUCGAGAUUUCUCCUCCCCGUCUUUGAACACCUCUGACCAAAGCCCUUCUCCUUUUUUCGAGAGCAACCCAGAAGAUGAGCUUCUGUCCCGUCUGACGAUUCGGAAACGCUGGGAACAUCAGUCUCACCCAUACAUUUUCUUCAACGCCGACAGAUUCUCAAUGUCUUUCCUUGGCUUUCAUGUGCAAAAGAGUCCCAGCGGAAACACUUUCAAUGCAGUUGAUCCCCAAAGCCACCGGGUGCUAAUGGGAGAUGUGAUGACAUCCAAACUGUUUGAGGGCCUUCAACAGCAGAAAAUCUCCCUCACAGAGGAGUUCGACAGUUUGGCGCGAACAGAGAAGAUCAAGAGAAUUUCUCGUGUUGUUGGUGCCCAGAAGGGAAUCAUGGGGGAAUUUGACCCAGACCCAACUUAUGAGCUUACUGCUGAUAACGUGAUGAAGAUGUUAGCCAUUCAAAUGAGAUUCCGUUGUGGUAUUCCAGUCAUCAUCAUGGGUGAAACUGGCUGUGGAAAAACCAGAUUGGUCCGCUUCCUCUGUGAUCUGCAGAGAGAGGGAAGAAAUGUGGAAAACUUGAAACUGAUCAAAGUUCAUGGAGGAACCACAGCCGAGAUGAUCUACAGAAAGGUGAGGGAAGCAGAGAGACAAGCUCAAAAGAACCACACAACCCACAAACUGGACACGAUUCUGUUCUUUGAUGAGGCCAACACUACAGAAUCGAUCUUUGCGAUCAAAGAAGUCUUGUGUGACAGGACUGUGGAAGGACAUCCUUUGAAGACAGACACUGGCUUGAAAAUAAUCGCCGCCUGCAAUCCUUAUCGGAGACAUACCCCUGAAAUGGUAGAACGUUUGGAACGCGCUGGGUUAGGAUACAGAGUGAAAGCAGAGGAAACACAGGACCGUCUUGGCAAAGUCCCUUUGAGGCAGCUUGUUUACAGAGUUCAUCCGCUGCCUCCUAGCAUGGUUCCAUUAGUCUGGGACUUUGGCCAGCUGAGCGAUGCAACCGAGUUUUCCUACAUUAGACAGAUUGUCUGGAAGAAGGUAAAGGAUCAUCGUUUACCUGAUGAAUGCGUCAGAGGAAUAUCAAUGGUUCUUGCCACCUCUCAGUCAUACAUGCGCAGCAGAAAGAACGAGUGCAGUUUUGUCAGCCUCCGAGAUGUGGAGAGGUCCAUGAAGGUGCUGGUGUGGUUUUACCUCCUCAGUGAACACAUUUUCUCAGAUUUCCGUGAACUCUGCAGUGUUCAGAAGACGUGGAAGUGUUUGGCACUGGCAGUAGGUGUGUGCUACUACCCAUCUCUUUCUUCAAAGGAUGACUAUCUGUCAGCGAUCAGCAAACACUUUCCAAGAACACUUAAUUCGGCGAAAUCACUGCAACUUGAGAUUUCCUCAUGCCAAGACUUGUUCCUCAAGAACAUCGAGACGAGAGAGACUGUGGCUAAGAACAUAGCCCUGAAAGAGAAUGUGUUCCUAAUGGUGGUCUGCAUUGAACUCAAGAUUCCUCUCUUCCUGGUUGGCAAGCCAGGAAGCUCCAAAUCCCUUGCUAAGACAGUGGUAGACGAAGCCAUGAAGGGCCAUAGAUCGAACUGCAAGCUCUUCCAGAAGCUCAAGCAGGUUCACAUGGUCUCCUUUCAGUGCAGUCCUCACUCCAGCCCCGAAGGGAUCAUUGGAACUUUUCAGAAUUGUGCUCGUUUCCAGAAGGACCAGAACAUGGACGAGUAUGUGUCAGUGGUGGUUCUUGAUGAGAUUGGACUUGCGGAGGACUCACCGCAGAUGCCACUGAAGACCCUUCAUCCACUCUUGGAAGAUGGCUGCAUUGACAAUGAAAGGCCUGACCCACACAUGAAAGUUGGAUUUGUUGGGAUCUCAAAUUGGGCCUUGGACCCAGCAAAGAUGAACAGGGGCAUUUUCCUGUCCCGAUGGGAUCCCAGUGAAAACGAGCUGGUGAAAACUGCAAAAGGGAUCUGCUCAUCUUCCUCACACAUUCUUCUAAAAAUCAAACAUCUCUUCCCUCAACUGGCCAAGGACUUCUUGAAGAUUUGUGAUCACACAAAGAAAAAUCAGUUCUUUGGCCUCCGUGAUUACUACAGUCUGGUGAAAAUGCUUUUUGCCACGGUAAAAUGUACGGGACAAGAGCCAAAUGACAGCCAGCUGGCAGAAGCCAUCUUGCGCAAUUUCAGUGGACAGCCCGAAGGUUUUGAUCCACUCAUUUUCUUCAAAGAUAUCUUUCAGAACCACAGAGAUGUACCCAUGCCAAGCACUCUGCAGAUGGUAGAACAGAAUCUCGACUGUGGCAAUAAUCAAGAGAGUCGGUACCUUCUUUUACUGACCACUAACAAUGCAGCCCUACAUAUUCUGCAGCAACGAGUCUUUUCCAAAGGAGACUAUGCAUCCCCUGAGAUUGUGUUUGGCUCCGGCUUUCCCAAGGACCAGGAGUAUGCUCAGAUCUGCCGAAAUGUCAACCGGGUGAAAAGCUGCAUGGAGACAGGUCGCACUGUAAUCCUUCUGAACAUGCAAAAUCUUUACGAGAGCCUCUACGAUGCUUUGAAUCAGUACUACGUUUACUACAGUGGACAGCAGUAUGUGGAUCUGGGCCUGGGUUCCCACAGGGUGAAGUGUCGGGUCCACAAGGACUUCAGGCUGGUGGUCAUAGAGGACCAAAAAAAGGUUUAUGAGCAGUUCCCUGUGCCCCUCAUCAACAGGCUGGAGAAGCACAGAGUUGACCGGAGCACAGACCUGACCCCCUGGCAGUGCAGGGUCCUGGACAAACUCAAACAGUGGAUGCAAGAAUUCUCAGGUGGGGAUUCUGAGAAUUUCCAGCUUUCUGACGUGUUCAUUGGCUUCCAUGGGGAUGCCUGUGCAAGUGCACUCCUGCAAGCUCUAGAGCGGAGGGAGCAACAAGGGGAAGAUGGAGAUGUACAUCCGCAUCUAGAGGAUUCCGAAACUGAUCCCUUGGAAGAGGUUGAAGCUAAUGAAGUUGCCAACAGACGUCAACAGGAUGUAAACGGUGAUCAUGAGAAGCAGAGGGAUGUGUUGGCGGACAAGAUUGAGGAGAUGGACAUGUUAGAUGAUGACGAUCCAGAGCAACAAACAUGCACAGACAGAGAAGGGGAUGAAGUAGGCAUGGAAAUAGAUUUGAAUGAAGAUGAACUUGAGAUUGAAAACCCUAUUAAGUAUACUGACCAGGAAGACGAGCUCUUUGAAUCAGCCAAGGGUUUUGUGUUGAAUUGUGCCACACCAGACUCAGUGCUGAGGCUUAAGUACUCAGACUUAGGCAAUCAGGAGAAAGAGAGACUUCAGAAAAUGUACUUCCACCACCAGCAGCAUCGCUCUCUCAGAGAUUUCAUGGUGGUCUUCUUGAGUCAAAUGAACGAUUCCAGCAGGUUUGUAGAGGUCACUACAUUCUCCAGCUUGCUAACCAAAUCGGAUGUGAGAGGGUUGGCUAGUGCUCUGGGUUUGGACAACCAGAGACUUCUCCUUCUUUCUCUUCACCAAUUUGACACAGAACUAUCCUUCAGCAGCAAGAUUGGGGGUUUCCUACGAGAUGCUGGCCACAUUCUUUUUGUUCAAAUGGACAUAGAGGAAUCCCACUGCAGUGGAGAACUCAUAGCAUCAGCAAAGUACUGCACCAUGAAUUACUUGAUCGCUGCCAAAUCAGAUCAGAACUGUGUUGUGGUUUUCAUCACCAAGCUGUCCCGGAUUCCAAGGCGAUCUAAGUACAUUGGUUUCCAAGGAGGAGUUUGGCACUCUGUGCAUAUUGAUGACCUCCGGGACACGGACGACAUGAGCCUGAACCUUUCCCUUUUCUGUGGAACGUCUAUCAGCAAACUUCUGACUGCAGUAGAUGACUGUGAGAACGUCCAAAAGGUAAACGUACAGGCAGAGACUGCAUACCUUCAUGGUCUAUCCCUGGUGAGGUCCUGCGUCCAGAAGGCCGUGGGUCUGUUAAGAGAACCCACUGGCAUGACCUCCAGAAGCAUGAAGCGCAUGCACAUACUUCUGGCUCUGCUGGGAGAGGAUCAAGGGGACAUAGGAGCCCGCUUCCAGGAGGUGCUGCUUGCAAGACUAGCAGCAGUCUUGGCUCAGAGGGAGGAACUGAUGCCACAACCUGGGGAGUGGGUCAACAUAGAAGCCAAGAAAAGCCAGUCUCUCCAGGAAGGAGGAACUUUAAGACAUACAUUGUGGCGUCGUCUGCAGUCCACCCUGACUCCACUUCUGGCUGGGUUUGUGGAGGUGUUGGAUAGGAACGCCAACCUGGACCUCCUCUUCUGUGCUGGGCUGAGCCCAGGACUGACACAGCUGUGGCUCAACAUUCUGGAAGACAAACAGAUUCUAGAUCUCGUCACUCCUCACAGUUCCAGUGGUAACGAUCAAGAGGUGCCGGUCCAACACGACUUACUGUUGGGUGCUCAGGGACGUCCUGGUGCUGCUCCCUUCAGUUGGCUAAUCAGAAUGAACUUCCACAGUCUGUUGGAGGAGUCAGAGUUUGUACCAGCAACCAAGGAGAAUAGCAGCUCUCAUCGGAUUCUGCAGUUUGUGAGCAGUGUCACCAACAGUAGGCUGGGCAGCUAUCUGCAGGCUCUCUCAGACCAGGAACAGUCCGAGUAUGGCCAUCGCUACCUCUGUGACUUCCUGCUUCUCUCCUUCAAGAUCAAGUCUGAGGAUGAGUUAAAGUUGUUCACAAAGGCAUUGCUGGGGUGCGUGGCUGACCUUCAGCAGAACAUGAACGUGACCCCUGACCUCUCCCCUGCCUGGGUCAUGGCUGCAGCCCGACACUACACCCCUCGACUUGACACACUCUCCCACAUCCUGCUGGCCCAGCCUCAUCUAGCCUCACAGAUCGUACAGCAGGGCUCAAAGACGGAGCCUUCAGAAAUGAGCGAGGACAUUUUGGCUCUUGGUAUCUGUGUAGAGAGGACCAAGCUCCAGGUUGUGAGCUCCUUUGAAGAAUGUAAAGCCUUCCUGUGCCAAGUGGAGCUCCUACAGCCGUGUCUAGAUCGAGCUUUUGGCCAGAAGUACAGAGCUGUCUGCAGCCCCAGCUGUCGCCAGCACUUGGACUCCAUCAGGUCGAUAUGGAGUGGGAUGCUUGUCGUGGCAGCGUUCAUCCAGCAGGUUAUGUUUGAGGCUAAACAGUGGGACACUAGAUUGGAGGAGCUGGCUCUCAAACACUGCAACCUUCUCCAAAACCUGAUGCAGGACUCUCCUGAUCUGAGGAGUGUGGACACACUACAGCAGCUCAUGCGUAUCCUCAACUCCUAUCAUGAGGAGUGCAUCAGCAAGGACCUACGGUUUGGCAUUCAUUGCCCAGUGUGCCUGUCUGAGCUCAAAGAUCCAUCCGUCUUGCCCUGUGAACACGUCUUCUGUCUAGCCUGUCUCCAGAGAAUCCUUCAGGCCGACAGGCAUUUCUGUCCCAAGUGCAGGGAAGACAUUCCACCUAACUUCCAGCCAAACACUUCUGAGAACAUCAAGGCAGCGCUGCAGCAGCAUGCAGAGGUCAGAAGCUGCUGCAACUCCUUCUUCCUGGAGGUGGUGUCCAGGUUCUGCCUGUCUGACGGGGAAAAGCCCGGAGAAGGAUUGAUAGAGCUGCUCUUCUCCCUGCUCAUCUUUGCACAGGGGGAUGUGUACAAGACUAGACAGCUCACUCCCUUCUUGGAGUGCGUCGACAACAGCCCAGUGGUCCGCUCCGUGCUGCCUAAACUCCUGCUACAGUACAGUUUUGAGCAGGUGAAGAGUCACAUCCAGUCCUACCUCCGGAACCUGGAGGAGAACAUCAUGAACCGUGAAGACCGGACUGAGCUUUACCUGCUCUUUGUCAACUGUUUCCAGGACUCCCUCCACUGUCCAGGAGGAGGGAGAGGGUUGGAGGAGGGCAGAGAUCAGCAGAAGAGCCUCCAAGAGGAGGCCAGGUUCUUGGGCAGGGUAGCCAGGAAGCAGACCCCCGGGCGGCAGGAAGACCCAGCAGAGUUUCUGCUGACCAUGGCUCGUCUGAGACUGUGCCUGGCCACGGCUGCCAGACUGCUACAAAGAGCCACGGCCCAGCCCCAGGUAGAUCCGGGUUGGCCUGGAGAGGUGGUGGAGUAUCUGGGGCAGGUCAAGGCAGUGUGUGACUACUGUGGCAACGACUGGUACAAAGUGUACCUGCUCCGAGCGCUCAACAAGCAGGCUGGGAUGGACUGUGUGCUGGGCGUGAUGAACACACCCCAGUGGGCAUGGGUGUCUCCACCAGAGGUCCUCAGACUGCAGCGAAUGAUUCCAGCGGAGGUGGACCGGUUCCUGUGCUGUGGGACGACGUACCGGGCACUGAGGGACGGGGUGGCCCUGGCCCUGCUGGGGAAAAGCCCAGAACCGCUCAUGACAGAACUGCAGAAACAUGGAGGUGUUACUCCCUCACCCUUGGUACACCUGGUGCUGGCCUUGUUCAGACAGGUCACCUGUCGCUUGGCAUCUCCAAACACAAACACACAUCCUGCUCCACAGGAAACAAAAAUGCUUGAGGACUUCCUGAAAAAGGUAGUGAAUACAGAAGAAGCCAGGGCGUUCUGCAUAUCGCUGCUAUCCAAUCGGAUUGGUGGGCUGAACUCCCCUGUUCGCAUCAGCCAGGAUUUAACCCCUCAGCAGCGCGCCCUGGUGGAGCUGCUGGUCCAUGCAGGUGCUGCGCUCCUCACUGGGAACCCGCUACUGGCUCCUCUACAGCAGAUCUCCUCCCAGCCUCAGAGUAUGACGGACUCCUUCCUGCCCACCAUGCCUGAUGAUCACACAAGUGAAGCUCAGCAGUGGAUGGUUGGACAGGGAAAGAUGCAGAUGUACUAUUGUAUCAACGGCCAUGCGUGUUUUGUUGGGGAGUGUGGUAAACCUGUGGCAACAUCAACAUGCGUUGAAUGUGGGGUGCCAGUGGGUGGCACGAAUCACAAACCGGUUCCUGGAUUCACCAUGGCUGCCUCCAGUCUAAAGGAUAGGACAAGGACCGGACACAUUCUGGGGGAUGCCAGGACAAGGACUGAAGUCCCAGAGAGAAACCUGUCACCUGCCCAGUCCAGAAUACUACGCUUGCUCACCCAUCUGGCCAUGUUCCAAGGAGCCGUCAAGAACCACCAGGGAGUCAGCAGGAUGAUACACCCGCAUGUGGGAGACGUCAGAGAGUUCCUGUGGAGGCACCUUGAGAAGGACAUGAACGUGCUGGGAAAGGCACUGGAUCAGAACUUGGACGACACCGCUGUUACGCUUCACCUGGUCCUGAACACUUGUCUGGAGUUCCCCACAGCUGCCUCUCGCCAUGCGAGGCCGGACCUGUCCUCCAGACGGGGCCGGGAGCAAUGGGAGAGGCUGGUCUGUGAGGCUGCCAUCAACCCAGUCAUCCAGCACCUGAGGGACAGGCUGACGGAGGCCCAGCAGCAGAUCAGUGCUGACGACAGGCUGGGGGGAAGCCCCCUGAUGAAUCUCCUCUACUCAGACCCCCGGCCCAUGCUGCCCCUGCCCUCAGACUGCCCCACGCACCACUCCUCCUUCUGGAGCCUUCCGGAGAGCAUGACCGUGGAGCGCUUCUCCCAGCUGGUCGGCCAGGCCCAGGAACGCACCACAGUGCCCCUGCUGGCGCUCUUCCUCAGGAAGGUGCAGUGUGUGAGGCAGCUACACCACCUUCCAGCGUUGGCAGCGUUGCAGUCUGACCUACUGCUCGUGUUUCCACCGUCAGCGGAUCUGACCAAGCAGACCAUUGCUCAGCUAAUGCAGCAGAUCCCAGCAGGUCCCCAGAAGAAAGGGUUGCUGGCCCGGGUGCAGAUCUUCACAGAGGUGUGGAACUCUCUCCGGAUGGAGGUGGCCAACAACUCAGAUCUGGGCGUCGCCAACCAGUUGUGUGAGAAGGAGCUGACGAUGGACAGCUCUGGGGAGUUUUUGUCGCCAUGCCGACACGGCCCAGGGUCCUGUCUGCAAGUCUUACUGGACUUCCUGUCCCAGACUCACAACAGCCUGGUCAGUGAGGCCCGGCGACUCAGUCGUCUAGACCAUGGUGACUACAGUGUUUCCCUGGAGGGAGUAUCAGAGACUCAGUUGACCCUGUGCCAUCCAGAGAGAGAGCUGCUGCCCCUAGUGUUAGCUCACUGCCACUACACCUUGAGGAAAGGCAGGGAGGCUGACUGCAGUUACAACCUGCAGGGUAUACAGGCUCAACUGGCACGCAGCCAUGUGAGUGGGAAGCCCCUUAUAAAAGCGGACACCUCGAAAUACUUAAAAAGACAUCUGCAAGACUUCUCAGUGGUUUUAACGGAGGUCAGAGAUAACAUUCCUCAGGAGCCUCUGAAGGGCUCGGUGAGCGGGGCCAUCAGAUCCGGCCUGCGCUCGUACACCGACGUGUGCGACGCUGUGUUCGCCGUGGAGAUCGGCCUGCGCUUCCUGGGGAAGAUGGGCGGGCCGCCUGGGGCCUCGCUCCUGACCUACCUCACAGACACCCUCAAGAUGGGCCCACAGAUCUCCGACAGUGUCAAGAAGGCCCUGGGGGAGAGCAGGCUGGGGCAGAGCCUCUUUACCUGGCAGCUACUCACCAGCUGGAAGUCUGAGCUCCUGCUGAACACUGGGCAGGACCCAUUUCAGAAACUCCCGCCCAAGUUCCAGGAGGAGCUGUCCGACGAGGAGAAGAGAGAGCUGGGGGUUUUCCUUGCCGUCACAGAUGUGGAGACCUUCUCCCUGGAGCUGCAUGAGAUUCUCCUGCUGAAGACCAACGGCAGCGCUGCGCAGGAAUCUUACCCACCACACUGGGAUAUUAGGUCCACUCUGGAGAACCAUCUGGACUUGAAGAGCCUUAAAGCCCUGCCUGGACUGGAAUCGCUACCGGAAAAGAUUACCCUUAACAAAGGAGCGAGUGCAUGGAGGAUUGCAGUACAGUUUAGAAAAAGAUGAUUUUGUUUAAUUUAGCUGGUUUUUUUAUAUGCUGAUGUUUUUUUUAAUCUGUUUUGUGAUGAUUUAAUUGCACAAGUUAACAAAGUCUUAUUAAUUGUAAAAGUCAUAUUAGAUAAGGGACCAAAUAAAAAUUUGAAAGAGAGGCAGCCUUAGGUUUUUUUCAACUGUGAACUUGAUUUAUUAUUUUAGUUUUAUGUAUAAUUAAGUAUUUUUAUUUUUGCAAAGAGCAAGAUUCAAAACAUUCUUAAAUUGAUUUCCCUUGAUGUCAAUGUAAUUGCUUCUGUGAUUGCUUGAAUAUUGGAAUAAUAUAAUAUUGGGAAAAACUA
Molecule: messenger RNA, 16273 nt
Organism: Osmerus eperlanus (European smelt)
Lineage: Eukaryota; Metazoa; Chordata; Actinopteri; Osmeriformes; Osmeridae
Gene: rnf213b
Product: ring finger protein 213b
Exons: 64
Coding region: 396-15947 (5183 amino acids)
Biological process (GO): negative regulation of non-canonical Wnt signaling pathway; ubiquitin-dependent protein catabolic process; sprouting angiogenesis
Cellular component (GO): membrane; cytosol; nucleolus
Molecular function (GO): ubiquitin-protein transferase activity; metal ion binding; ATP hydrolysis activity
Source: RefSeq, a predicted model, not a curated record